Messenger RNA from Fulvia fulva, 630 nucleotides. RefSeq lists its product as uncharacterized. The transcript has a single exon. Bases 1 to 630 code for a protein of 209 amino acids. The record is from RefSeq and is a predicted model, not a curated record. Lineage: Eukaryota; Fungi; Ascomycota; Dothideomycetes; Mycosphaerellales; Mycosphaerellaceae.
AUGUCCACCACCGACCGGAUGCCUAAAGUCAAAGAAAUCGAAGAUCUUCUGGAAAAUACGCACAUCACAGAUACGAUGAACAAGGCAGCUGAGGAAGCUCGACCAUCGAAUACCCGCAGCACCAGUCGGAUGAGAACUCCAGCCAACAGAGUGACGAAGCCAAGGUGGAGUGCUAUCUCCAGGGCCAUAUCUCAGCAAGCAGCAGGCCGAUCUCGCAUGCGGUUGACGCACGUCAGGCCAUGGGCACCUAAAUCCCGGCCACCAUCAGGGCGAAUCGCUGCAUUGAAGCGAGAGAUGGAAAGCUCAGACUUCCCAACCUUGCUAGAGCCGAUGCUUUCCUUGGACGCAGCGUUAGCAUCGACUCCUACGGAUGCGCCAUAUCCUUUUGUUCCAAGAGUCCCCAUGGCCAUAUUCGAGCCUUGCCGUGGUGUGGUGGUCAGAGAUUCUGCCAAGACCAGCGUACUUCAGGAUAUGUCGUCUACCAUCUGGGACCCUAUAGCAAGUGUUCGGUGCGAUAUGCGUCGAGGCCAGUACAGUAAGCAUCAUAAGGAGUGCCACGUCGAAGAGUACCAACCGGGUGAGAACUGGCCGUACGCAUGGCACUAUAGAGCACCAGCUGUUGACCUUUAA